Dicentrarchus labrax (European seabass) is the source of this 3537-nucleotide messenger RNA. RefSeq names its product COP1 E3 ubiquitin ligase (gene cop1). Gene Ontology annotation, biological process: proteasome-mediated ubiquitin-dependent protein catabolic process. Lineage: Eukaryota; Metazoa; Chordata; Actinopteri; Moronidae. The coding region runs from base 338 to 2476 and encodes 712 amino acids. The record is from RefSeq and is a predicted model, not a curated record. The transcript has 20 exons. Gene Ontology annotation, molecular function: ubiquitin protein ligase activity; protein binding.
GAGGAAACUCAAGAGAUUCCUCUCCGUAGCUAACAGUAGCUAGCCGGCUAAUCUCUUGCACAACGCAGUUGUGUUUAUAUUAUUGUCCGUUUCAAUGUCCGUGUCUUUUUUUCCCUUUAUAUUACAGUAAUUUUCCAAUACGCCGUCAGUGACAAAAGUGAGUCAGACACCGACGGACAAGUUUAAAUACGCCGGAUGUUUGGCCACUGUUGCUUUCUCCCAGGAUGCUAGCACAUAAGCGAGCCAGCUAGCUAGCCAACCUGCUAAAGUAGCAGCACUGUCCGGAUGCUCUGAACAGCAACGCAGCGGAUUUUGGGGAGUUUCUAGUCGGCCUUGCAUGAUGUCAAGCAACCGGCCACAGCUAAACGCUGGUGGGGCGAGUUCAGUGCCCGGCACAAGUAGCAACAGCACGGGGGGCACUGGGAACACUAACGGCGGCGGUGGCAGCAACUCCGUCACAAGUAAUGGUAACAAUUCUGGAAAUGUUGUGCCCUCCCGGACCUUGGCACCAGCCGGCGACGGCGGCUUGUCGGUGCCAACUUUGGCCGCCGUACCGUCGUCCCGGGGCGGUUUUGCUUCUCUGAGUAGACCCUCUGCGUCCUCGGGCAGCAGGAAGAAAUCCCUCCAUCAAACACCCCUAUACAACGGCCUCUUGAAUUCAUACGAAGAUAAAAGCAACGACUUUGUCUGUCCCAUUUGCUUCGAAAUGAUAGAAGAGGCACACAUGACAAAGUGUGGGCACAGUUUUUGUUUCAAGUGUAUCCGCCAGAGUCUGGAGGACAGCAACAGAUGUCCCAAGUGCAACUAUAUUGUCGACAAUGUGGAUCAGCUUUACCCAAACUUUCUUGUCAACGAACUGAUUCUUAAACAAAAGCAAAGGUCGGAGGAGAAGAGACUAAAAUUAGAUCAUCCUAACGGGUCUAGGUGGCAGGUGUUCCAGGAUGUGUUGAGUCCUGACCAGGAGAACUUGGACCUGGCAAAUGUCAAUCUGAUGCUGGAGCUCCUGGUCCAGAAGAAGAAGCAGCUGGAGGCAGAAUCCCAAGCAGCUCAAAGACAAAUCCUCAUGGAGUUCCUUAAAGAAGCCAGGAGAAACAAGAGAGAGCAACUGGAGCAGCUACAGAAAGAGCUCAACUUUCUCGAAGAGGACAUUAAGCGUGUUGAGGAAAUGAGCGGGCUGUACUCUCCGAUGAUGGAGGCCGAGUGUACGGUGCCUAAUGUCGAGGCUCCCUCACCAGCACCCAGCUGCAGUAGUAUUAUUGACCCACCAGACUACAGCCAGCCUCCAGGAUUUGGUGGAACAACCCAGGGCAAGAGACAGACCUGGUACAACAGCACCCUGGCGUCAAGGAGGAAGAGGCUGACUGCUCAUUUUGAGGAUCUAGAGCAGUGCUACUUCUCCAACAAAAUGUCACGCAUCACAGAUGAGGGCAGGAACCUGAACCAGCUGGAUGAUUUCAUGGAGUGCCUGUCUAAGUUCACUCGCUACAAUUCUGUGCGGCCACUCGCCACCCUCUCGUACGCCAGUGACCUCUAUAACGGCUCCAGUAUUGUCUCCAGUAUUGAGUUUGACCGUGACUGUGACUACUUUGCCAUUGCUGGAGUGACCAAGAAGAUCAAGGUGUUUGAGUACGGCACAGUGAUCCAGGAUGCAGUGGACAUCCACUACCCUGUUAACGAAAUGACCUGCAAUUCCAAAAUCAGCUGUAUCAGCUGGAGCAGCUAUCACAAGAACCUUCUGGCCAGCAGUGACUACGAAGGUACUGUCAUCCUGUGGGAUGGAUUCACUGGCCAGAGGUCCAAAGUCUACCAGGAACAUGAAAAAAGGUGUUGGAGUGUUGACUUCAAUCUGAUGGACCCCAAGCUCUUAGCCUCCGGUUCUGAUGAUGCUAAAGUGAAGUUAUGGUCAACCAAUCUUGAUAACUCGGUGGCCAGCAUCGAGGCCAAGGCCAAUGUCUGCUGUGUAAAAUUCAGUCCAACCUCCAGGUAUCAUCUGGCCUUUGGCUGUGCAGACCACUGUGUCCACUACUAUGAUCUACGCAACACUAAGCAGCCAAUCAUGGUGUUCAAAGGUCACAGGAAGGCAGUGUCCUACGCCAAGUUUGUCAACGGAGAGGAAAUUGUUUCUGCUUCAACAGACAGUCAGCUGAAGCUGUGGAACGUCAACAAACCCCACUGCCUGCGCUCCUUCAAGGGUCACAUCAACGAGAAGAACUUUGUAGGCCUGGCUUCCAAUGGAGACUAUGUUGCCUGUGGCAGUGAAAACAACUCCUUGUACUUAUACUACAAAGGACUUUCCAAGACACUGUUAACAUUCAAGUUCGACACAGUGAAGAGCGUCCUGGACAAGGACAAGAAGGAGGACGACACCAAUGAGUUUGUGAGCGCUGUGUGCUGGAGAGCCCUGCCUGAUGGAGAGUCAAAUGUACUGAUUGCUGCAAACAGUCAAGGAACAAUCAAGGUACUUGAGCUCGUCUGAAGGUCCACCACGUCUUCAGCGUGCGACAGAACCUCCGUCAGCCUCUUUGUUCGGCAGAGGAUCAGUCUGAUGCAGGGAGAGCCCAGGCUGCCUGCUGAACAAGGAUACCCGACAACACUGGGAGAGCUGAAAAGAACUGAAGCUGUCUUCUUUUAACAAGCUCCAAAUUUCAGACAGCAGUAAAGACUUUGGAGCAGUGCAUCAGUAUAGCAGGAGCAGAUGCACUGUCAUUUUACUGCGACAAAAAAAAAACCGAGGACCUAGUUUGGGCACAAAUGGAACAAGAGACUUUAGAAAGCAUUUUUGUUUCUUUUCAGUAAAGUUAUAUCUGCUACAAUAGAACACCUCUUUAUGGUUUUAGGUCAAAUCAAAACUUGUACCUUUUUUUUAAUUAAGCUGUCGCUCUCAAGGGUACAUCCAGCCAAACGCUACUAGUGUGAUGCAUUUUCCCUUUUAAAGGCCAAAGCACAAGACAAACGACAUGCAAAAAUUGUCUUCACAAGAAGCUUUUAACCCCCCCUCAUUGUUUGUCACUGUUUCCCCCCUUUAUGUGUAGUUUUUUGUGUUUUUUCAGAUUGAGAGAAAGCUGUUUUAAUAAUAUGACUUGAAUUUCAUUCUGUCAGGCAUAUCAUCAGUUCCCUUUUUGGCUUAAGAGUGUAGAAUGUGAGGUAGUGUAUGGAAAUCAAGGAAGACCAAUGGAUUAUGGAAAAUGUAUUUCUGUCACUAUCAGAACUUAAUGGGAGUUGACAUGUUUGUCUAAUCAGUGUAACUUGAGGCAUUGAUCUGCAAUGCUACAUCGAACUGGAUUAUUUUUCCACGUGUGUGAGCUGUUGGUUGAAAAUGAGAACCUCACAGAUUUAGUUCUUUUAAAGUAGCAAUGGAAUUACUCUUCACAUACUGUAGGAACUGAGCUUCAACAACAACUGUGGAGGCCUGGUCCAUGUUGACAACAUUGACAUCAAGAGGAUUUGGUAAACACCGCCAAGACCUACCUAUUUUAUGAUAACUGAGUGAGAGAGGUGUUUUGUAUUUGUAUAACUGAAUAAAUUAUUUCGAAACAA